CACCGGCCAGUCGUGGGGAAGCCGAUGAGCGCCGAAGAAUCAGUCGGUCGUUGGCUGCCAGUUGUUGAAUAAAAUUCUGUGCAUGUGUGAUCGGGGACGUGUGCGUGUACAACGAUAAACACAGCGAAAUCACCGGAGUACAGACACUCUGGUUACUGGUUACCGUUGAGACGUGAGUGUCUGUGGUAGUUUGAGUGUCAACAAGUGUUCCACAUUUAUUUGUCCGAGUUAACGAGGGAUUUAACGGAGUCCAAGGGCUUCACUGGUGACCAUGGCAGCCCACCCUGAAGUUGGAAUCGGAGAUUUCGUUCUACUCGAUGAAAUCAGCAUUGAAAAUGUCGUGAAAAACCUCAAAACAAGAUUUUCCGGUGGAAAAUUUUACACGUACAUCGGUGAAGUAUGCGUGAGUGUAAAUCCCUACAGGACAACCCACAACUACGAGACAGAUCAAAUAAACAAGUACAAAGGGAGGGAACUCUUUGAGAAUCCACCUCACAUAUUCGCGAUUGCCGAUGCUGUCCAUCGCGAAAUGAAGCAACAAGGACGUGACACAUGCAUUGUCAUAAGUGGCGAGUCUGGUUCGGGUAAAACCGAGGCCAGUAAAAUAAUUAUGAAGUACAUUGCUGCCAUCACUAAUCUAUCUGGUCAACAGGAGAUUGAAAGGGUGAAGAACGUACUUAUUCAGUCGAAUUCCAUUUUGGAGGCAUUUGGUAAUGCCAAGACCAAUAGAAAUGACAAUUCCUCGCGGUUUGGGAAAUACAUGGAUAUUAAUUUUGACUUCAAGGGAGAUCCUGUUGGCGGACAUGUGACAAAUUAUCUUCUUGAAAAGUCCAGAGUUGUUUAUCAGCAAAAAGGAGAGAGAAAUUUUCAUUGUUUUUAUCAGCUAUUGAACGGCUGUAGUGAAACAGAACUGAACACACGCGGUCUUAUAUCAGACCCGAGUGUCUAUUACUACAUAAGUCAUGGAAAAAACGUAACAACUGAUAGGAGUGAAUUCAAAGCAGUUAAUUCUGCACUGGGUACCCUCAGAUUCACGUCCAACGAUAUUAACACAAUUUGGAAUGUUAUCGCGGGUAUACUUCACUUGGGUAACGUGAGAUUUACACUCGAGGAUGAAAAAUUGGUGAUUGAAAAUAAAAAAGCACUGAACGAUGCAGCGAAACUCUUUGGAAUUCAUUCUAAUGAGUUGGGGAAGGCUCUGUCGGAACGGGUUAUUGCAGCUGGGGGAGAAAUUAUGCAGAAGAGCCACGGGCUCAUGGAGGCUGAGUAUGGACGCGAUGCCCUUGCAAAAGCAAUAUACGAUAGACUAUUUUCCUGGAUAGUAUCACGUAUCAACGCUUGUAUAAACGUCAACGAUGACGACGGUUUCUACAAACGUUACCGAGGGACUGUCAUUGGUGUACUCGACAUCUACGGCUUUGAGAUAUUCGAGGCAAAUAGCUUUGAGCAAUUUUGCAUCAACUAUUGCAAUGAGAAGCUGCAACAGUUGUUUAUAGAAUUAGUACUCAAACGUGAACAGGAGGAGUAUCAGAGAGAGGGGAUUGCCUGGCAGGCGAUUGAGUACUUCAAUAAUCAAAUUAUAUGCGAUCUUGUUGAACAGAACCACAAGGGCAUAUUGGCAAUAAUGGACGAAGCCUGUUUGAACGUUGGCAAGAUCACGGACGAGAUGCUGCUUGAAGCUAUGGACAAGAAGCUAUCCAAUCACAAGCACUACACCUCCCGCCAGCUGAGCCCAAUGGACAAGCAACUGGAGCACAGAAAACAAUUCCGAAUAAAGCACUACGCGGGCGAUGUUGUGUACAACAUCAACGGUUUUCUGGAUAAAAACAAAGAUACAUUGUUCCAAGAUUUCAAGCGGUUAAUGUACAACAGUAACAGUAAAAUAGUAAGUGAAAUGUGGCCAGAAGGUUCAGAUGCAAUAACGAAAACAACGAAGAGGCCGUUAACCGCUGGCACAUUAUUUCGGAAUUCAAUGGUUGCUCUUGUGAAGAAUUUAACGAGUAAAGAGCCAUUUUACGUACGUUGUAUAAAACCCAACGAGGUCAAGUCACCCGUGAUAUUCGACGACGAGAGGGUUGAGCACCAGGUACGAUACCUCGGAUUGCUGGAGAAUAUUCUCGUGAGGAGGGCGGGUUUUGUUUAUCGACAGCGAUAUGAUAAAUUCCUGAAACGUUAUAAAAUGAUCUCCCAGUACACGUGGCCCAAUUUCCGAGGUGGUAGUGACAAGGAUGGGGUCAGGACACUCCUCGAGGAGAAGGGCUUCGCUCAUGAUGUCAAAUAUGGACAUACCAAGGUCUUCAUUCGAUCCCCCAAGACUCUGUUUGCACUGGAGAAAGCGAGAAGUGAUUUAAUUCCCGGAAUCGUUGUUCUUCUGCAAAAGCAGUGGCGAGGGUACCUGUGCAGGAUGAUGUACAAGAAGAUGAAGGCUGCGAUGGUCAUGAUGGAGUGCUACAGGAGGAUGAAGAGACGUCGUUAUAUCUGUGAACUGGAGAGAACCUUUAGGGAUGCGAAAAAUCUGCAUAAUUAUGGGAAGAACCUGCAGUGGCCCCAGGAAAAUUAUUAUGUGAAACACGUUGUGCCUUCCCUGAGGAUGAUGUUUGCUAGGUGGUAUGCCUGGAUGAUCUUGAGGAAGAUCCCCAGGGAGGAGUGGCCACAGCUGAGGCUCAAGAUGACCGCGGGGGCUGUCCUCAGGCCCAAAAGACAGUACUGGGGGCAGGAGAGACGCUGGGAGGGCAAUUAUCUCUCCAGGCCAGAGGAAAAUCCUCAUUAUGAUGCCUUCAACGCUUCCAUAAACAAUUUAAAAAAUUCGGAUCACUUUAAAACAGUUUUAUUCAGUGGAUUUAUCAGGAAAACAAAUCGAUUCGAUAAACAGGCGGAUCGUGUGCUCGUUAUUACAGAGCACGCAAUUUACAAAUUGGAGAGUUCGAAAUUUAAGACUAUGAAAAAAGGAAUUCCGAUAACUGAAAUCACUGGUAUCAGUGUAUCACCAGGAGUUGAUCAGUUGGUCACCAUUCAUUCCAACAGAGGAAAUGAUUUUAUUUUCUCCAUCACUGCCAAGGAUAAUAGGGUGGGGGAGGUCGUUGGGGUGUUGUGUACGAGAUACUAUCAACUCAGGGGAAGUGAUCUUCAUGUGACUGUUGAUACGCGAUUCAAGUGCAUGGUUGGAAACAAAAGUCGAUUGUUGAGGGUCGAGGUGAGAUCAGACGUGUCUACUCCGUCGUUUUUCAAAGAUGGAGAUCAAAUUGUUCAUGCAUUACCACCGUCUGUUAGUAUUAUUGAUGCUGGCGUCAACGGUAGGCAGAGUAUCCGGUGAAUAAAAUAAAUCUAUUGAUAUGGUAAUAUUAUAAAUAAUUGGGAGUACAAAAAAUUGUGUACUUAAAAUUUGUUGUUACAAUUGGAUUACAAAAAUGUGGCCUGAGUAACGUAAUUAGUGAUAAAAAUACAAUUUGUACUACUGAUUGAUCAAAAAUCCGCUGGGCGAUUUGUUUAUUCUCUCAAUUUAUUUUAUAAUAUAUAAUAUAUGGAUGUUGUAUACUUCUUUCGUCUUGAAAGUGUAUUUUUAUACAAUUUUUAUCACGUUUAAUGAGUAAUAUUACAUGAACGAAAAAUAUUUUUUUGUGCCAUGCCAGAGUAGCAAAUGAUUUCUUUAUUUUACGAAGAUAUAAAUUUGAUACUCUGUGCAAUAGACUUGUGAAUAAUGAGAGAUAAAAUCGGUAAAAUUAAAUUAAACAAAUGUUGAGUCUUCACUUAUUUAUCAAUGUCUUUCGAUACGCUGGACUGCGUAUAAACAAUUAAUAUUCUUGGCAAUAGACUCGUGAACAAUUAAGAAAUUCAAUAAAAUGGCUUUCAACAGGUUUCAAGACUCCAUUUGUUUAUCAAAAUUAAUUUAAUACAUAAACCUGUAUAAAAAAAAUUGAUAUCUUUGGUAACAGACUUGUCAAAGAUGAGAGAAAAAUUGAAUAAAAUUAAUUUAAACAGA
This is a messenger RNA of Diachasmimorpha longicaudata, 3979 nucleotides long. It is a transcript of the gene Myo31DF, whose product is annotated as Myosin 31DF. The transcript is spliced from 11 exons. Gene Ontology annotation, cellular component: vesicle; cytoplasm; microvillus. Gene Ontology annotation, biological process: vesicle transport along actin filament; actin filament organization. NCBI's taxonomy places the organism in Eukaryota, Metazoa, Arthropoda, Insecta, Hymenoptera, Braconidae. Gene Ontology annotation, molecular function: ATP binding; microfilament motor activity; actin filament binding. Bases 272 to 3313 code for a protein of 1013 amino acids. The record is from RefSeq and is a predicted model, not a curated record.